Molecule: messenger RNA, 1781 nt
Organism: Eremomyces bilateralis CBS 781.70
Lineage: Eukaryota; Fungi; Ascomycota; Dothideomycetes; Eremomycetales; Eremomycetaceae
Product: tubulin-domain-containing protein
Exons: 7
Coding region: 82-1434 (450 amino acids)
Biological process (GO): mitotic cell cycle; microtubule cytoskeleton organization
Cellular component (GO): microtubule; cytoplasm
Molecular function (GO): GTP binding; structural constituent of cytoskeleton
Source: RefSeq, a predicted model, not a curated record
UUCUUUUCCCAAUACACUUGCAUAUUUUCCCGUCCUGGUUAACUUUCAAUUACUCGCAAUCUUUGGUGAUAGCUUGACAAUAUGCGGGGUGAGAUAUGCCACAUCCAUAUCGGCCAGGCUGGUACUCAGCUUGGCAACAGUGCUUGGGAACUCUAUCUUCUCGAACAUGGCCUGAAAGCGGACGGUCGCCCGGAUCCUGAGGCUGGCGAGCAGACGGAAGGAGGGUCUUUUGAGACCUUCUUCACGGAGACUGGCAGCGGAAAAUAUGUCCCGCGGUCCAUCUUUGUCGACCUCGACCCUUCGCCCAUCGACGAAAUCCGCACCGGCAAAUACCGCCAGUUGUUCCAUCCGGAGCUUCUUAUCAGCGGCAAAGAGGACGCCGCCAACAACUAUGCGCGUGGACACUACACAAUCGGAAAGGAGCUCGCGGACAGCGUUAUCGAUCGCAUUCGACGUGUUGCCGACAACUGCAGCUCCCUGCAAGGCUUCUUGAUCUUCCACUCCUUCGGUGGUGGCACGGGAUCCGGCUUCGGGGCUCUCCUCCUCGAGCGACUCUCCACCGACUACGGCAAGAAGUGCAAACUCGAAUUCGCCGUGUACCCCUCCCCGCGCGUAUCCACUUCCGUCGUCGAGCCGUACAACGCCGUCCUGAGCACCCACAGCACCAUCGAGAACUCCGAUUGCACGUUCCUCGUCGACAAUGAAGCCGUCUACGACAUCUGCCGUCGGAACUUGGAUAUCCCGCGCCCAGACUUCGAGCAUUUGAACCGCCUGAUCGCGCAGGUGGUCAGCUCCAUCACCUCCAGUCUUCGCUUCGAUGGCGCGCUCAACGUCGACUUGAACGAGUUCCAGACCAACUUGGUGCCCUAUCCUCGCAUCCACUACCCGCUCAUCAGCUAUGCGCCGGUCAUCUCCGCCGAAAAGAGCUCCCACGAGAGCCACAAGGUCAACGAUCUGACCUUCCAAUGCUUCGAGCCCAACAACCAGAUGGUAGUCUGCGAUCCCCGCAACGGCAAAUACAUGGCCGUCGCCCUCCUCUACCGUGGCGACGUCGUCCCCCGCGACUGCACCGCCGCCAUUGCCGCCGUCAAAGCCAAAGCCUCCUUCAACCUCGUCGAGUGGUGCCCCACCGGCUUCAAGCUCGGCAUCAACUACACCCGCCCCGCGCGCGUCCCCGGCUCCGAGCUCGCCCCCGUCGACCGCUCUGUCAGCAUGCUGUCCAAUACCACCGCUAUCGCGGAGGCCUGGAGCCGGCUCGACCAUAAGUUCGACCUGAUGUACUCGAAGCGCGCAUUCGUGCAUUGGUAUGUUGGGGAAGGGAUGGAGGAGGGGGAGUUCAGUGAGGCAAGGGAGGAUUUGGCGGCGCUGGAGAAGGAUUACGAGGAGGUGGCUGCCGACAGCCUUGAGGAGGAAGAGGACGUGGGAGAGUAUUAGACAUCGACUGCUUUGCUCCGACGAGACCCCCCCGUCAGAAUGCGUUGGGCGCGACUAGGUGUAAGUAAGAGCGGAUGAUGCUACGUUACAGCCGAUGAUUCACCCCUGGGUCUCUAUUUUUCUUUUUGCCGAUUCCAAUAGGAUCCUCGAUUCGAUCCCAAAUCAGUUAUUACACGGAAGCCAAUGAAACAUGAUUAUGCAGUACAAACACCGCGCUUGGAUGAUCCGGACAUGAAGCGUCGGGCUGAGAUUCGAGCGCUUGUUAACCGGCCGAAACGCGGCAUUUGUACUUGACUCAUUGCUUGUCCGAAUGCUCAUUUAGCCCACACCAGGCUCCCAGACCUCUC